Molecule: messenger RNA, 888 nt
Organism: Nicotiana tabacum (common tobacco)
Lineage: Eukaryota; Viridiplantae; Streptophyta; Magnoliopsida; Solanales; Solanaceae
Source: RefSeq, a predicted model, not a curated record
AUGCCGGUGAUGAAUCAGAUCUUUUUCACGGCUGCGGCAGUCCAUCGAGAACAAUGUUCUCAUUCCCAGAAUGAGUUGCAUCGAUACGCGGCCGACCUGAAACGCACUAUCGAUGAGAGGAACUCUCUCAAACUUUCCUUAGGACAGAGAGAGGAGGAAAUAAAAGAUCUCCGGGCCGAGCUUUCCAAGGCUUAUCAAGACCAGAAUGAUUUGUCUGAGCAGGUAAUGAUGCUUUUGAAAACCUAUGGGUUCGAUACCGGAACGGUAGCUAACAUUUCGGUCUCACAGCUGAAGCAAAAAAUCGAGAUGAUAGGGAGGUUGCAUGAGGAGGUCGAUGUUAUAAGGAUGGAAUCCUUGCGGUGGAAAGAAGGUAUGGACCGCUUUGCUGCAGAAAAAGAGACCGCUCGAGCCCAGUUGUCGUCGUCCGAAACCCAACUUCAGAAAGUGAAGGAGAAAAACCUGGUUCAAGCAAAGAAAAUCGAGGAGCUUGAGGCUCGGUUGGCCUCAGUACUCGCCAAGGCCGAAUCCGAUGCUGAAAAGGCAAAGACUUAUGCGGAUGAGCUCGUGGCCGUCUAUCGGGCUGAUGCUGAAGCUGCCCAAGUUCAGGAAAGAGAGGCAGCCGAAUCUGCCGAUAGUCGGGCGCAUUGGGUUGCCGAACUUGCUAAGUACCGAUCCAGGAGAGAAACCCUCGAGGAGAUUCAUGCUCGCGGCUUCGAUCUCACGGAAGAGAUAAAAAGGGCAAAAGAACUCGAGGCUGAUNGGAAAGAGAGGCAGCCGAAUCUGCCGAUAGUCGGGCGCAUUGGGUUGCCGAACUUGCUAAGUACCGAUCCAGGAGAGAAACCCUCGAGGAGAUUCAUGCUCGCGGCUUCGAUCUCACGGAAGAGAUAA